AAAAUGGGUUCGUUCCUAGCCGAGGUGUUAUCAUCUGUUGAAAAAAUGGAACUGCAGCAAGUAAACACCAAGUGCCCCGAAGUCGCCGCCCUUGUGGAGGCCUGCAAGGCCGAGGUGGUGUCGCACCUGGAGAACAUCUACGUGCAGUUUACGGAGCGGCCCAGGAAGAACAAAGCGCUGGCAGGUAAGAUCACUAAGCUGGAAGAGGACAUAAACAUGCUACGAACCAAUCUGGAGGAAAUCACACGAACGGAACUAGCGAAAUCUGAGUGCGACAUCCAGAAGCACACUCACGCGCUGGUACGGGCCAAGACCGAGAUCUCGCUCGUGGCCACUCUGUUCUACAUCCACGAGGCGCUUAUGCGAAUCGUGGACUUGCAGAAAAACCGGUCAUUUUUCGCCUGCUUGGAGGAGUUCCAGGCGAUGGAGGAGGUGUUCGAAGGCUUGGACCUGGAGGAGAAUCUGGCGGUGCUGCAGGAGAUGCAGUUGGAGUUUAAAACCGAGCGCUCGGCCUUCCACCUGACUUUGGGCAACCUGUUCAAGGACCGCGUGGUGCUCCAAGCCGGAGGCACCAGAAGUGUGGUGAAAGUAAACAAUGACCAGCAACUUGAGGACGUUCUGUGCACGUUGUAUUGCGACAACAAUUCGGUCACGGUGCUGGACAAAGUGACCAAGUUUUUGUGGGAUUCUGUUUUCGUGCCCAUUGUUGACACAACGACUGAGAUUAAGGUGGGACAAGAGGAGGGUUUCAGUGUCCUGGAGGUGAUUACAGUUGACCCUAACAAAAAAUCCUCGUACGUUGAGGUUUUCGCCAACAUAAAGGCGGUCUUGGUGUUUUUAUCGGACAAUUUCGAUGUUAGCUUAACCGAGGACUUGUCCACGUUACAGUACAUUGGGCGCGACCUCCGUGAUAAUUUAUCGGAACUUAUCAUCAAACGGUGCCUUCAAGACACCAUCCCGUCGACCAAGCAAGGCUUGGAAGACUUCAGACGGGUGAUUGAGGCGACCGAGGACUUGGAGAAGUCGCUUUUCCAGGCGAAAAUCUUCGCAGAAGACACCACGUCCAUCCUGAGCUAUGCCUGCAAUAUUGACGUUUUGUUCAUCAAUAAGAAGUGCCAGGAGUAUUUGGCUUCGGCGCAAGAAUUGAUGAAGAAAGACUUGCACGAUUUGGUGGAAGUCGGGGAAAGCCAGACUUCGCUUGACAACACGCAGGGGUUUCCCCGAUGUGGCGUCUCGCGCAGUGUCACCACCUUGCUAAAACUGAUGGAAAGCAUCUUGGUUGAAUCACAAACUUUGUCGCAAAAGUGCGCCGGGCGCCUCCUCUACACGGUGAAAAAUAUCAGUGUUUUGUAUGUUACGUUCGUUCCCGAACACCACAAAAAGUUGCUUCAAACUAUCCCCCAACAGGUCGCGCUUUUUUACAACAAUUGUAUGUUCCUGGCGUACACUUUGUGCCUUUGGGGGGAGACCCACUUGACUAAACUUCCCUCAGUGCUCGAGGUCGAGUCGAGUUUUGACAGGGAAGUGUCGCAGCUGCGGGCCGUUGCGUCCGAUAAGUUCGCCAGUUGUGUCAAGUCUCAAAUUAUGCAAAUUGUGGAAAUUAUGAAAGAGUCGGGUUUGGGGUUGAAACAGACUCUCGAACAGGUGGACGCGGCCACUGAAAAGUGUCUCAGACAGUGUUUGAGGCAGCAAGAGCUGCUCAAAACGGUCUGGUUGAAGGUUUUGCCGUAUGAGGUUUAUAAUAGGACACUGGGCGAGAUUUUGAACUCGUUGUGUGAGUUUUUGAUCAAUGCUGUGGUCAAGUUUGAGGACAUUUCCUCAGAUGCGGCCGAGCAGUUGGUUGAGCUGUUUAAGAUGGUGCAAACUAGAGGGCCGAAGUUGUUUAGUGACGCCAAAGAAGUGGCGCUGUUUGUGACGAGUUGGUAUAAAGUGAGCGAGUUGGCGUUCGUUUUGAAUGCGAAUUUGUUGGAUAUUAAUGAUCGGUGGGCGGAUGGGAAAGGGCCGCUGGGGCUGCAGUUUAAGGCGGUGGAGUUGAAACAGUUGGUUAGGGCGCUGUUUCAGAAUACGGAGAGGAGGGCGGCGUUGCUCGAAAGGAUCCACGACUGAUUCUUACAUUUAUUUGUAAUUGUUGAAUUUAAUAAAUUAAUUAACUAUUUUUGUUA
Tribolium castaneum (red flour beetle) is the source of this 2162-nucleotide messenger RNA. It is a transcript of the gene Zw10, whose product is annotated as Zeste-white 10. The transcript has a single exon. The coding region runs from base 4 to 2106 and encodes 700 amino acids. Gene Ontology annotation, biological process: endoplasmic reticulum to Golgi vesicle-mediated transport; mitotic spindle assembly checkpoint signaling. Gene Ontology annotation, cellular component: RZZ complex. NCBI's taxonomy places the organism in Eukaryota, Metazoa, Arthropoda, Insecta, Coleoptera, Tenebrionidae. The record is from RefSeq and is a predicted model, not a curated record.